AUGAGUAGCAGAGGCAUAGCUUGUGUUCCCUAUGCUGAUUGGAUGGAAGAUUCCGAUGACAUAGGGGACGAUGAUUCCGAUGAAUUCACCGGAUGUUGCUAUUCAUAUAAAUAUUCUGGGAAAUAUUCUAAGUAUCGCAAAAAUGGGGAAGUAAAAUACAGAAGGGAGAUUCCGAUCGAAGCGAUUAAGUCUCAGUAUAUGUCAGAAAACGAUCCUCGAACGAAAUUUGAUCCAGAUGGUAAUCCUUGUCGUUUUAUAAAAUUUGAAGAUCUUAUUAAGAAUAAAUACGAACUUGGAAAGCUGUUUUUGAAGGAUCAGAAGGGAAUAAAUACAUUAAUGCCCCAUGAAACUAAACCUGAAAACUUUUUAUCUCUUUUGAAUAUUGAGAGCGAAGUAAUCAAGUUUACUAAUAGUGAAAUAGCGGAAAUGACCGACGAACAACUUCACGGAGAGCUCGAUAGGGUCAAUAAAGAGCUAGAAAUACAAAUGGAUUUCGAAGGAUUGAAUAACGACUUUGUUGUCAUUCCUCCAUACGAUGAACGCAUAGAGAACAGUAUAUCUAUACGCGCUGAUAUUACUAUGUUUGAUUGGAAGGCUCUUGGCUCGAGAUGUAAAUUCGAUGUAAUAAUUAUGGAUCCUCCGUGGAUGAUUCAGCCGGGACAAGUCACAAGAGGUGUCAGCUUGGAUUAUAAUCUACUUGAAGCCGCGAGAAUUGAGAAAAUGCCCUUAAAAUUGGUUCAAGACAACGGAUACUGCUUAAUGUGGGUGGUCGCGUCGAUGCUGUCUACUGGUAUUAAGAUGAUGAAGACAUGGGGAUACAGUAUUGUCUCUUUCGGGAACUGGGUAAAAAUAUCUAAAUUUGGAAGGUAUUCUCCAUCGAAUGGAUACUUCCUGCAGCAUUGUAAGGAGACAUUUAUCAUCGGCGUAAAGGGAAAACCCAUCGAUGGAGCGAAUCUCGACGCAUAUUCGGAUAUUAUCUUGUCGGAAAGAGCCAGAAGCCUGAGAAGCUGUAUGAGAUCUUGGAGAAAAUGUUUCCUGGAAGAAUGUACUUGGAAAUUUUUGCUCGAGCUCAUAAUCUGA
This is a messenger RNA of Trichomonas vaginalis G3, 1080 nucleotides long. RefSeq names its product primary miRNA methylation. The record is from RefSeq and is a predicted model, not a curated record. NCBI's taxonomy places the organism in Eukaryota, Parabasalia, Trichomonadida, Trichomonadidae. Gene Ontology annotation, cellular component: RNA N6-methyladenosine methyltransferase complex. The transcript has a single exon. Gene Ontology annotation, molecular function: methyltransferase activity; nucleic acid binding. The coding region runs from base 1 to 1080 and encodes 359 amino acids.